GAGAACAUCCGGCGCACAUAAAAGUUUUGUGCACAUGGUGCACACAUUAAAUCAUCACUAUCCAUUUCAGAUCUAACGUGUUUAGUUAAUCAUUGUAAUUUAUAAAUGACAUCUUCCACCACGUCAGAGGAUGUCCUUAGCAAAUAUAUAAAACAACUACAGACGAUAAUACGUGCAUCAUGUGCACUAAAAUUCUAUGUGCACUCGAUAAGUUUUCCUGGUGUCCGGUCCGGCUACCCCUGUUCCCUCUCGCAGUCGCAGACUUCUCUUCUCGCCAAACCCUAAUCCUGCUCCUGCCUUUCUCGUCUCCAACCGUUGGCCGAGCAGUAGCGGUGGCGAUGGAGGGCAAGGAAGAAGGUCGGAUCUUCGUGGGCGGCCUGUCGUGGCAAACGGACGAGCGCAAGCUUGAGGACGCCUUUGGCCGCUUCGGCAAGGUCGUCGACGCCCAGGUACCCGUGCCCCCAGUCCGUCUACGUUAGUGCUCAUGCCCGCCCCAGGUAGUUUUGCUAGAUCCAUCGAUUUCGUGUUGUCCGCGGUGCGAUAUUGUUGGGUAUGAUGGUUGGAAGAUCGGUGGGUGAGGUGGAAAGGCGGAUCUGUAGAUUGUUUUUGCGUUCUGUCGAACAGAGAUGUGUGUUUUGCGUAGGAAGGAGGAUUGCGAUUUCUGCUCACUUUUAUGUCUUUCGUUGUUCAGCAAGAGGCGUAACUUGGUGAGAGAAAAUAUUUUUCUUCUCUUUAGUUUGCAGUAGCAAAGUUGAAUUCUUUGGCAUCACUGAGAGCGAAAUUAAAAUGAUGAAACGGUACUUCUUGUUGCGAUGAACCAAGAAAUUAGUAUCCUGUAGACCUGUACAAACAUGCAUCCUUGGAUUCCUUGCUUCUUAAAGAGAGUAAGGACCUAAAUAGUCUAGUGUCAUUUGUCUAUUAUGGUUCAUGUUUAUUUUUCUAUGUUGAUAGCUUGCUCUCAGAAAUUCAUGAAUACUCACUGUUCUUGUUUUUCCAUCUUUCUUUGCAACUGGGAUCUGUUCUCUCGGCCAUUCUUUGUUUGCUGAGGCUGAAUGAGCGGCAGAUUUCCAGAGUUGGAAUGCAAAGCGAAUAAGCGAUGCUUGUUGCUUUCUAGAGCUGAAUUGCUGAUGUGGUUCAUUACAGUUAGAUGCCUGAUUUGAGCACUUUGUCUAUGAAAUUGGAUUGAACAAAUGGAGAACAGCCAUUGGUCCUACUGUUGCUGGUGUUCUGCUAUUUCUUAGUUCAGUUUCAUGGUCUGAUGAAAGAGAGGGAAUGUUACUGUUGAUUUUUUUGGCUAGAAUUGGAUGAACAACACCUCCUUAGUUUCUGAUCUGUGGGAAUUCUGCUCGGCCAGCACGAGUUGUGCACACCUGCAGAGAACUACAACAGGGACUAUGCUCAUGACACUGAUUGAUAGAUGAAGCUGUGUGACUAAUUGGCAGAUCUGCACACGUUACUGCUCCAGUGGGUUGAACUGAUUUUAUUGGCUGAUAAGAUGCAACAGUAAUUAUCAAUUUGUUAUAAGUGUUUGGUUGUGUUGACUGCCCUGGGCAUGUUUUCAGUUGAGUUCAUUGGCAUCCUUGCUGCAGAUAGAAUCAUGACUGCAGUUGACUUCUUUUGUUUUUAUUGAUAUGACUUGCCUACAUAGCUCCUCGUCCUGCUACCUUUGUCAGCAUUUAGUGAACUGGCAGCAAUUUUUUUUCUUUUCUCGCCUUUUGUGUUUUGUUAGAACUAGAUAGAGCUUGCAAUGAUAUAUGGCUGCAACUCUUUACGCAAGGGCUUGUUUCUUAACAGCUCCAGCAAAAUUUGUUUUUUGCACUUUUUUCUGUUUAAAACUCAAGCAACUUCUUUUCUUAAGGACUCCCUUUUGAAGUUCUUUCUUGUGUAAUGCAUUUUUAGUACCAUUGCUGCUUGAGCCUUGAGGACAGUAAAUGAUUCUGCCAUCCGGUAAUGGAAGCUGAAUUUUGUUUAGGGUUAAGAUUUGCAUAUUGGUAUGUUAUACAAUAUAUUCAGUGAUCAUUUAUGGACACUUGAAGGACCAAUGCUGGGUGCUGGAGCAGAAAAUUGAUGCUAGCCUCACCAGUGUGGACCCUUUCAGCCAGCUCCAUGCGAUGCAUUGCAGUUUUGGGAAGACAAACUGGGUAACUAGGAGCCCAGCUUACCAGCAGCUCAGACUUCCACUGUUGUUACCAUGGAAAUGCAAGUCGUUUGGCUUUAGGUUUGUGCAUUGGUUUAAAUGAUCUGGUAUGCAAACUAGAGAAUAUGGCAGUGGACAUACCUGCUACAUUGUCCUGUCACCAGAAUAUGCUGACAUUUUUGAGAAGUUAGUUCAUGUCGGUAACGGUAAAAUUGGUUCCUUGUUGGAAAUAGCCCAGUUCUCCAAAACAUGGUUCCCAGAGGCUCUAUAGCUUUGCUCCUUGUCCGUGUUAACGAGCUUUGCUGUCUUGGGACUAGACUUUUUCAUGAAGGUAGUUACAGCUAGAUGCAUCUGUGUCAGGAUUAUGAUUUGUUCUUGAAUUACCGAGAUCCAGGAAUAACCUAAUCUCAGUGCUUCUCUUCUGAGAUCAUGGUGGAGAGACACACUAACCGCCACAGGGGCUUUGGCUUCGUGACAUUUGAAGAUCGGAGGGCAGUUGACAGCGCUAUUAAAGAGAUGCAUGGCCAAGAAAUAGAUGGCCGUACCAUCUCAGUGAACAAGGCUGAGCCUAAGAUGAAUACAGAUGACACAAGGUAUGCCGGUGGUGGUGGACGAGGAGAGUAUCGUGGUGGUAGAGGUGAUGGUCCACCCCCUGGCAAUUGCUUUGAGUGUGGUCGUCCUGGUCAUUGGGUCCGUGACUGCCCUAGUGCUGCUGGCGGUCGUUCUGGCAGGUUCCCAUCCAAGUUCAGUGGUGGCAGUGGCGUUGGCAGGGGAGACCGCUUUUCUGGUUCAGAUAGGUUUGGUGAUCGUUACAUGGAUGAUCGUUAUGAUGGUGGUCGCUAUGGGUACCGUGAUCAAGCUGAUGCAAGGGACAGGUAUGCUGGUGGCCGAGAUCGCUAUGCCAAUGACCGUUACCCAUCUGGUGGCGAUCACUUUGGUGGAGACAGGUAUGGAGGUGGUCCGGAUUGUUAUGUGCCAAGUGGUUAUGGUAGGGAGCGAGAAAGAAGCUACGAGAGAGAUGGAGUUCGUGGUGGUGGUGGCGGCGGCGGCGGCUAUGAUAGGAGUGGCCCAAGGGGUGGUGGUGGGUAUGACAGGGAUGGUCCACGCGGCGGUGGAGGAAGUGCACGCUAUGAUGGAGGAAAUUACAGGGAGAGGCCUGGGCCAUAUGAUCGCCCUAGCAGGGGAGGACGUUUUGAUGAUCGCUACUGAUGAACUGCCUGUAGACUCAAGCUCCUUGUCUUGGUAGUUUAAUGUUUGCAGUUUUGCAUGGCCGAAUGCUUAAUGGGCUAUGGAAGAUGCUUAAUUUAUCCCUCUUCGGCACUUUAAUGUCUGCUCUUUAUUUCAACCAGUACUGGGGCACUGGUUUGCCUUGAUAAGUUUAUCCAGCUGACAGUUUUUGCAUGAGAUGAGUCAUGCUCUGGGCUAUUACCCUGCCUGUUGGAUAUUUCAGUAGCUGAGGUUUGCAGUGAUCGAUUGUCAUUGUUGAUCUGAAUAUCUGGUAUGCGUGGACUAUGUUUAAAGUGAUUGCCUGUCAUCAUUGGUCUAUAUAGUUGGUGAGCAUAUAUAUGUUCAGUGUCGGUGCUUGUCAUUGUUGUUGGUCUGGAUAUCUAGGCUUGCAAGGAUAUAUUUGCAGGGCUGAGUUGCAAGGGCUUAACAGAACAAUAGCCAAAGUACCUUAUAUUUUAGUAGCUGGAGACCAUGUUAAUUAUGCUAUAAUUAGCUGGAGACCAUGUAAAUUUAGCUUAGUUUUUGUCGGCGGUCUGACUUUUGGUGGGAUUUUAUCUUGAACAAACACCGUCCCUGA
Molecule: messenger RNA, 3941 nt
Organism: Zea mays
Lineage: Eukaryota; Viridiplantae; Streptophyta; Magnoliopsida; Poales; Poaceae
Exons: 2
Coding region: 2567-3346 (259 amino acids)
Cellular component (GO): nucleus
Molecular function (GO): zinc ion binding; mRNA binding
Source: RefSeq, a predicted model, not a curated record